AGUCUGUCACCAUGGAGACAGUCAACAGUAGAGAAUCCAAGGUAGAUCACCUCUCCCUAAAGCCUGAAAGUGAACUCUUGGGGCCGUUUUAUUCUCUGAGGUUAGCAAGGAGUCAUCUACUACCCAUUCAGGAGGCCAGCUGGGAAGACAAAUAGGCACCCCAAACUCAGCAACUUCAUAACACCUUCCUCUCCCCCUGAAGCCUUAAACUGCAUCAAGUCAAAGAAACCUGGGGCAAAUCCUUAACAUGUUUUUGACCGCAGUAAAUCCACAGCCACUCUCUACUCCGAGCUGGCAGAUUGAGAGCAAGUAUUCAACGAAAGUGCUCACUGGAAAUUGGAUAGAAGAGAGGAGAAAGUUCACCAGAGACACUGACAAGACACCCCAACCCAUUUACAGAAAAGAAUACGUCCCCUUCCCAGACCACAGACCAGACCAGAUCUCCAGGUGGUAUGGGAAGAGGAAAGUUGAGGGGCUCCCUUACAAACACCUGAUCACCCACCACCAGGAGCCCCCACAUCGCUACCUGAUCAGCACCUACGACGACCAUUACAACCGGCAUGGUUACAACCCGGGGCUGCCUCCACUCCGCACUUGGAAUGGACAGAAGUUGCUGUGGCUGCCAGAGAAGUCUGACUUUCCCCUUCUUGCUCCCCCUACAAACUAUGGACUCCAUGAGCAGCUCAAGCAGAGACAGCUCACAGCCAAGGCUGGCCUGAAGCAGAACACUUAUGCUUCAUCCUACCCCAGACCACCGUUGUGCGCUAUGUCCUGGAGGGAGCAUGCGAUCCCGGUCCCUCCCCAUCGCCUGCAUCCUCUCCCACACUUCUGAGAGCUGCCACCCCAGUAGCAGCUCAGAUAGAAUCAACUGGAGACCACAGCAUCACUGGACUUGCCAGACAACAAGUGGCGCAGAUAAACUCAGAGUAUGAGAUCUGGCCCGUCAAAGGUGCUCUCAGAAUCAUCAUCUGCAUUUGGCAGUACCUGUCCCCUCCUCAAAACCCACAGGUUCCUUUCUUUUCCAUCCCACAAUUAAAGACCUUUGACACUAUU
Pongo pygmaeus (Bornean orangutan) is the source of this 1053-nucleotide messenger RNA. RefSeq names its product cilia and flagella associated protein 107 (gene CFAP107). The transcript has 4 exons. Gene Ontology annotation, biological process: flagellated sperm motility. Bases 248 to 832 code for a protein of 194 amino acids. The record is from RefSeq and is a predicted model, not a curated record. Lineage: Eukaryota; Metazoa; Chordata; Mammalia; Primates; Hominidae. Gene Ontology annotation, cellular component: axonemal microtubule.